AUCCAGGUUCCCUAUUAUGGGAUGUUUGUGACAGGUGGAAGGGCAUUUGAAGGGGCAAAGGGCAAUUGUGGCAUGUGAGGGGCAUUAGAGUGUGGUUUUGGGGCUUGCCUGCAGAAGUGUCUGAAGAGUGUCCUGAGAUCAGCUCUCUCAGCAUGGCUCAGACACACCGGCUAGCGUGGCUCUUCCUCGCCCUCUUCUUCCUCGGUGGACUCCAGUGUGACCAGGAGGAACAAACAAGGGGCCGCAGCAAGAGGGACAUUAGUAAUGACCAGCCCCGUAUGGUGUCAGAAAAUGGGCAUCUCAUAUUCGCCCCUGGAGAUCACAAAGACAUCCGCUUCCAGACAGGAGGCUCAGGAAGUGUGAAAGUGGGCACUGAGGAUCUCACACAGGUCUUGGGUCAGGUAAAAACAAAUAAACAAGACAUAGACGAUCUAAAGGCCAACAGCCCCACUGGUGAUAUAACCAACCAGUUAAAUCAAGUGAAGCAAAGGGUUACCACUCUUGAAAGUAAGGUGCAGACAAUUGAGCAGACAGUACAGAGGAAGACCUGCACCAGUAACCCGUGUCAGAAUGCAGGCACGUGCCUCAACCUUCUGGACUCCUUUUAUUGUAUUUGCCCAGAUAACUGGCAGGGUCCCAACUGUAAUGUCGAUGUGAAUGAGUGUCAGAUCUACGUUGGAACCACUCAAGGCUGUCAGAAUGCCGCCACCUGUGUCAAUACACCAGGAUCUUUCACUUGCACCUGUCCUCCAGAAUGGUACGGUCCACACUGCACAUCUCGCUAUGAUGACUGCGCAGGAGGGAGCCAGGAUUUGUGUGAACACGGGGUGUGCAUCGACUCUGAUCGUGUCACACCAAACCAGCCCAAGUACAAGUGUAUCUGUGAUGCUGGGUGGACGUCUCCCCCGGGCUCCCCCGCCUGCACAGCUGAUGUGGAUGAGUGCAACCUGCCCAACAAGCCCUGCUCCACCAACCCCGCCGUGCAGUGCUUCAACACCCUGGGCUCAUACUACUGCGGGGGCUGCCCAGCAGGGUGGCAAGGCAAUGGCUACAGCUGCCAGGAUGUUAACGAGUGUGACACCAACAACGGCGGCUGCUCCACCUCCCCCAUGGUCCCGUGCCUGAACACCAUGGGCUCCUUCCACUGCGGCCAGUGUCCUCCAGGCUAUGAGGGAGAUGGCAGAACCUGCACCCAGGCCAACAUCUGUGCCACCAACAACGGAGGCUGCUACCCCUUGGCCACCUGCACUGCAGUUCCAGGAAGUAACACCCCUGUGUGCACCUGCCCCGCGGGGACUGUGGGUAAUGGCUACGGCCCCACAGGAUGCACUCAAGUCAGUGACAUCUGUCAGACCAACAACCCCUGUGUCAAUGGACAGUGUGUGAGCACCACCACUGGAUACAUAUGCACCUGUGAUCCAGGCUGGUCGGGCACCAACUGUGACCAGAAUGUGAAUGAGUGUGCCAGCAACCCUUGCCAGAACGGGGGCACCUGCGCAGAUGGCAUCAACGGGUUCUCCUGCACCUGCACCAACCAGUGGACAGGCCCGCUGUGCCAGACACCCCAGCAAGAGUGUGGUGGGGUCCUCACUGGUCCUGCUGGGACCUUUAGCUAUCCCACUAACCCUGGCCAUGAUCAGUACCCACACCAGGUCAGCUGUGCCUGGGUCAUCAGAGUCGACUCAAGCAAGAUUGUUAGGAUCACCUUCCCAUACUUCCACCUGGAGAACAGCGCCACCUGCACCUUUGACUUCCUGCAGAUCCAUGACGGUGAAAGCGCCUCCGGCUACAUGAUUGGGAAAUACUGCGGCAGCGCCGCCCCCGCGGAGCUCUUCAGCUCCCACAAUUCCCUCUACUUCUGGUUCCGAUCCGACAGCUCUGUGAAUGCUGGAGGCUUCACUGUUGCCUGGGAGUCCAGAACACCUGUGUGUGGUGGGGAACUGACCGACACCUACGGCGCCAUCAACUCACCUGGUUACCCUGGCAACUACCCACCCAACCGAGACUGCUAUUGGUCGGUGGAUGUGAACCCGGGGCUUCUCAUCACCUUCGCCUUCGGCACGCUCAGUCUGGAGCAGCACCCCAACUGCAAUUUUGACUUCUUGGAGAUAAAAGAUGGGCUGCUUCCUGGGGAUCCGGUCCUGGGGAAGUACUGUACCACGGGUUCUCCACCCCCUCUGAGAACCACGGGCCCAGCAGCCUGGAUCCACUUCCACUCGGACUUCAGCGUUAGCGACCGCGGCUUCCACCUCACCUACACCACCUCUCCAUCUGACCCAGGAUGUGGGGGCACGUUCACAGAGAGCGAGGGCAUCAUCAUCUCACCCAACUGGCCCAACAACUAUGCCCACAACCGUCAAUGCAUCUACAUCAUCAGGAUGCCUCCCGGGGAGACCGUGGCCCUCAACUUCACACACAUGGACCUGGAGAGCCACAGUGUCUGCACCUUUGAUUAUGUGGAGGUCCGUGAUGGUACUAGUGAGACAGACCCACUCAUAGGAAAGUACUGUGGCUCCACCCUGCCAGCUCCCAUCACCUCCAGGUCCAGCAGCCUCUGGAUCCGCUUCAAGUCUGACGGGUCUGUCACUCGCGCUGGGUUCAGAGCCAUGUAUGAAGUCGCUUGUGGUGGCACCCUCUCGGGCACUGGUCAGAUCCGCACUCCAUUCCACCCUGGCGCAUACCCCCACAACAAGGAGUGUGAGUGGGUCAUCAACCAGCCUCCGGGCUACGCUAGUACCCUCACCUUCCUCACUUUUGACAUUGAGGGAGGCUCCACCUGUCGGUUCGACUAUGUUGAGGUUAGGGAUGGCUCCUCUGCCAGCUCUCCUCUGAUUGGCCAUUACUGCGGAACCCAAAUGCCGCCGAUGCUGGAGUCUACACAGAGAUCAAUGUACAUCCGCUUCAAAACAGACUCAUCCGUCUCCAACCUGGGAUUCACUGCUGAGUAUGCCUCCUUUAUAGAAGGUUGUGGAGACACACUAACAGAUCCCAGUGGCUCGUUCAAUAGUCCUGGUCACCCCACUAGCUACCCGCAUGGGGCCAACUGCACCUGGUACAUCUCUGUCACCCCCGGCAACCUCAUCCGCAUGUCAUUCACCUCCUUCAAUCUGGAGUACCACCAGGACUGCAGAUAUGACUAUGUGGAGGUGUAUGACAAUGGCACAGCGCAGACCGGGACACUACUCGGAAGAUACUGCGGCCGGUCAGUACCUCCAUCUCUGACCAGCACAGACAACAUGAUGACCCUCCUUUUUGUCUCGGACUCCAGCACGGCAACCGAAGGCUUCUCUGUCAGCUAUGUGUCAUUCAACGCCUCUACAGACUGUAGUGAGGUCUUCACCACGCCCACAGGGGAACUGUUCUCCCCCAACUUCCCCAGUUAUUACCCCACGAACCGUGAGUGUGUGUUCAAGAUCAUUGUGGCCGUCAACAUGCAGAUCAUGCUCAACUUCACUCACUUUCAACUGGAGGGCUCUCAAACUUCAAGCUGCAACUUUGAUUAUGUGGAGAUCAGGGAUGGAGGCUAUGAGACCUCCCCUCUGAUUGGGCGAUACUGUUCAACCAACAAGCCACCCAUAACAGUCUCUCACAGCAACCGCAUGUGGAUCAAGUUCCGAUCGGACCUGUCUGUCACUCGGAUGGGAUUCCGUGCUCAUUGGGAUGGCUCACAGACAGGCUGUGGAGGUACUCUCACCACCACCGGCGGUGGGUUCUCCUCCCCCGGCUACCCACUCCCUUACCACCCCAAUGCUGAGUGCUACUGGCUCAUCAAGACCAAUGCGGGGAGCCGCCUCACCAUCAACUUCAGUGACUUCCACCUGGAGAGCAGCUCGAACUGCGCCUAUGACUACCUAGCAGUGUAUGAUGGGAACAGCACUAAUGCUCCUCAGUUGGCUCAGCUGUGUGGGUCUCAGCUGCCUGCCUCCAUCAACUCAAGCAAGGAGCAUCUGUAUGUGAAGCUCCGUACCGACAGCAGCAUUGGGGCAGGGGGCUUCCUCGCCUCAUACAACACCAUGUGCCAGGGUAUUUUCGUAGCCAACCGGAGCCGAGGCUUCAUAGAGUCUUUGAACUACCCCAACAACUACCCCCACCACUCCUCCUGCAGCUGGACCAUCAAUACCACCAUGGGCAACACCAUCAACUACACCUUCAUGGCCUUUGACCUGGAGUCGACCUCAUCUUCCUGCAACUAUGAUUACGUGAAGCUUUAUAAUGGACCCAAUGCCCAGGCUCCUCUGAUUGGCUCAUACUGCGGUUACGUCCCGCCUCCUGCCAGCUCCACCACUGGCACCAGUCUGCACGUAGUGUUCCGAUCCGACUCCUCCGUGUCCCAAUCAGGCUUCCGGAUGCUUUGGUACCAGAACGGUUGUGGUGGGGACCUCUCUGGAGUACAUGGGAACUUCACCAGCCCAGGCUACCCUGACAGGUACCCAGAGAACCGGGAGUGCAUCUGGUACAUCCAGACGGAGGCAGGCACCAGCAUCACCCUCACCAUCUACGAGUUUGACGUGGAGUACCACCCUGACUGCUCAUUUGACCUGCUGGAGGUGUAUGGUGGACCAGACUUGUCGGCCCCACGUCUGGCUCAGCUCUGCACCACCCGUCCCUCUGGUAACCCCUUAGUGGUGUCCAGCACGGGCAAUCUAAUGACUGUCCGCUUCAAGAGUGAUGCAUACGUCAGUGGCCGUGGGUUCAAUGCAAAAUAUGAGGAAAUCCAUGGUGGCUGUGGUGGUGCAGUGAAUGCCCCCAGUGGAGAGAUCCACUCGCCCUCAUACCCCAACAACUACCCCAACAAUGUGGACUGCUCCUGGGUCAUCACUGUGGACGAGGGCCACCGGGUCCUCUUCAACUUCACAGACCUGGACAUCGAGAGCCAUGCCUCCUGCAACUGGGACUAUGUGGAAAUGCAUGACGGCCCGAGUGCAGAGUUCCCUCUGUUGGCGAAGGUCUGUGGCUCGGUGCGUCCAGCCGCCAUCAGCUCCACGAGUAACGUCAUCCACGUCCGCUUCCGCUCCGACAGCAGCCGUGCCCACCGCGGCUUCAGCGCCCACUUCUCAGAGGCAUGUGGGUCCACUAUUAUGGCUGAUGACAUUGGUGGAGCUAUUGCUUCCCCUCGCUAUCCUUACCCUUACCCAGCCAAUCAGAACUGCAGCUGGAUCAUCAAAGCUCAGGAGCCAUUUAACCACGUGACCCUGUCAUUCACUGACUUUGAGUUGGAGAUGGUCAAUGCCAACUGCUCCCAUGACUAUGUGGAGGUCUUGGAUGGGGAUAACUACCAGGCACCAUCAGUCGGAAAAUACUGUGGAACAGAGGUCCCUCACCCAGUCACAUCAUUCAGCAAUGGACUGGUCGUCAACUUCGUAUCUGACUCCUCUGUCUCAAAGAAGGGUUUCAGGGCAACUUACGCUGCCUCGACCUCAAGUUGUGGUGGAAACUUCUAUAUGGAGUCUGGCGCCUUCAACAGUCCCAACUACCCCGACGCCUAUCCCCCCAACAUCGAGUGUGUGUGGCAAAUCUUCAGCUCGCCUGGCAACCGUCUGCAGAUGUCUUUCACUAUGUUCCAGCUUCAGGCGAGUACCAACUGCAACAAUGACUUCUUGGAAAUCCGUGAGGCGAACUCCACAGGUCCUCUGAUUGGUCGCUUCUGUGGGGACUCCCUCCCCUCCAAUUACACCUCUGUCAUUGGCCACGUGCUCUGGCUCAAGUUUGUCUCUGAUGCCUCUGUCAGUGGAGCUGGCUUCAGGAUCACCUUCUCCCUUUUGUUUGGGAACGAGAUCACUGGCUCCUCAGGACAGAUCGCGUCACCCCUCUGGCCGCGCACAUACCCCAUGAAUGCAGACUACCGCUGGACCAUCUCUGUGGACUCAGACUACUACAUCAGCCUCCGCUUUCUAGAGAUUGACAUCGAGGAUCUGUCUAACUGCUACUAUGACAACCUCAGGAUUUUCGAUGGACCCAAUGUGCAUGCCUUACCCCUGGGCGCGUUCUGUGGCCUGUCCCUGCCUGACCCAGUGAGGAGCACCGGGAGUGCAAUGACACUGGAGUUCAAGUCGGACAAUGUGAUUGGAGGCAGGGGAUUCCUAAUCGAGUGGACGGCUGUCCAGAGCACAGGACCAAUACCAACUAUUGCUCCAGGCGCUUGUGGUGGAGCCCUUAUACCUGAAGACACACCCAGGUUCCUCUUCUCUCCUAACUGGCCAGACCCCUAUGAGCUCAACCUUGAGUGCUCAUGGGUAAUCCGUUCUCCGGACUCCAUCGUGGAGCUGAAUCUGCUGUUUAUGGACAUUGAAGAUUCAGCCACUUGUUACUUCGACAGCCUGGUCAUCAGAGAUGGCGAUACCAAUCUGUCACCCCUGCUGGCAAAGCUGUGUGGCCGAGAGCUGCCCGGACCGAUCCACUCCACGGGGGACGCCAUGUUCAUCCGCUUCACCACUGACAGCAGUGUCGUCCGGCAGGGCUUCAACGCCUCCUACUCAGGAGGUUGUGGUGGGCUGAUCCAUGCAGAUAGAGGGGUGAUCAGCACUCCUCGCUACCCUCAGAACUACCCUCCUGGCCAGGACUGCAGCUGGCACGUGAUGGUCACCCCCGGCUUCAGGGUGUUUGUCAACUUCCAGAGCCCCUUCCAGGUGCAGGGCUUCGGCUCAGGCUGCAGCUCCGGGGACUAUGUGGAGCUGAGGAACGGGCCCGACGUCUCAGCUCCCCCGCUCGGUGGCCGUCUGUGUGGCUCCACCGCCCCGUCCUUCGCCCAGACCACCGACAACAACCUCCAUGUGCGGUUCGUCUCUGAUAGCACCAAUGAGGGCCAAGGCUUCAAGCUGACAUUCGAGGCUCACAGUCAGGCUUGUGGAGGAUUCAUUGAGUUGGGGGACUCAGAUCCACCAGGCUACAUCACAUCGCCCAACUACCCCUCCAACUACCCCCAGAACAUCGACUGCAUCUGGGUCAUCUCUGUGCCCAAUGGAGAGGCGGUGCAGCUGGACUUUGAGGACGAGUUUUACAUCGAGACUAAUUCACAGUGUAGGUAUGACUAUCUGGAGAUCCGUGACGGCGCUAGCUCCGAUGCAGACCCCAUAGCCAGGCUUUGCGGAAACACGAAGCCAUCUACCCAACAUUCCACAGGCUCUGUGAUGUACCUCCGGUUCCGCACCGACACCAGUGUCACACACAAGGGCUUCAAGGCCAAGUACUCCAUUGCCACCUGCGGAGGCACUUACAUUGGCCAGAGCGGGGCUAUACGAAGCCCUGGCUUCCCAGACACCAACUACCCUGACGGAUCCAACUGUGAGUGGUACCUGGAGGGUCCUACAGGCCACUACCUCACCCUCACCUACACCACACUCAACCUGACCAGCUCCUCAGGCUGCGCCAGUGACUACGUGGAGGUCCGCGAGUACAACGCCUCGGGCCGGCUGCUGGGAAAGCACUGUGGUAACAGUGUGCCCGCUCCCAUGGACACCGGCGACAGCUUUGCCUAUGUGAAGUUUGUCAGCGACAGCAGUGGCAACGCGCCAGGCUUCAGCCUCGCAUUUACUGCCAGUGUGGAUGGGUGUGGAGGGGAUCUCAACCUCCCCGCAGGCACCAUCUCGUCGCCCAACUACCCUAACCUGUACCCCCACAGCCGCACCUGCCGCUGGUACAUCACCGUGCCCCCGGGGCGCAGGGUCACCCUCACCAUCAAUGACCUCCGGCUCGAGGGGACCGGCUCCAGCUCCUGCAACUAUGACUACGUGGAUGUCUUCAAUGGUGUUGUGUCCAAUGCUCCGCUCCUGGAGCGACUCUGUGGCACCGUUCCUGCUGGCCUGGAGAUCAAGUCCUCCGGGAACACCAUGACAGUCGUGUUCCGAACUGAUUCCUCCGUGUCCAAUGGUGGAUUCACAGCUGACUACUCCUCUGAUGAGGCGGCAGUGUGUGGAGGUCUGAUCCCAGGCCCAGAUGGCGGAAACUUCACAUCACCAAACUACGGCGUAGGAAACUACACCAACGAGCUGAACUGUGAGUGGCUGCUUCAGAAUCCCCAGCAUGUGAACUCCUCCAUCGUGGUCAUAAUAAACGAGCUACACUUGGAACACCAUCAGACCUGCGAGUCUGACUACAUUGAAUUCCGUCUGGGAGACUCCAAUGGGGAGUUCUUGGCUCGCUUCUGUGGUCAAACAAUCCCUGGAGUGCCAAUAGUGGUCUUCACUCCAGAGCUCUGGGUUCACUUCCUGACUGACAGUUCUGAAGUAGAUACCGGCUUUAAGGCCACAUAUUACUUCUCAGACUGUGGUGGUUGGCAGACUGGAGAGGGUGGAAUGAUUGCCAGCCCUGGUUACCCCAACAACUACCCUGGGCCCAGCCGCUGUGCCUGGCUCCUGGAGGCCCCGCCGGGCCACACCAUCACUCUCACCUUCAGUUACUUUCAUGUGGAAGAACAUAGCACAUGUAGGUGGGACUCUGUCACCAUCUUCAAUGGAGGAUCCCCAGGCUCACCCCUCAUUGGCCAGUACUGUGGAGAGAACUCUCCUGGAACGGUCCGAUCAGGAUCCAACAAGCUGGCCAUGGUCUUCCUGGCAGACGGCGUUGUUUCGCGCGGAGGUUUCAUGGCCACCUGGUCGGCCGACUCCUCAGGUUGUGGUGGGAUCAUUCACGCGGACACUGGCACUAUCAAAUCCCCCAACUACCCACAGAACUUCCCAGCAAACAGUGAGUGCUCGUGGACCGUCAUCGCCCACGAAGGGAACCAUCUGGAGAUGAGCUUCAACAGCGAGUUCCAGAUUCCGGACUCCACUGGACAGUGCCAGAACAGCUUCAUUAAGGUGUGGUCUGGCGACGAGGAGACGAACGCCGGGCUCUUGGCCACCGGCUGCGGCAGCACCGCACCGGCUCCUGUCAUCGCUCCUUUUAACACCAUCACCGCUCGCUUCCAGUCCUCAGAGAGCGCGGGAAAGGGCUUCAGUUUCGCAUAUAUCACACGCUGUGGAGCGAACUUCACUGCACCCCAGGGUCGUGUUGUUUCUCCCAACUACCCUGAGGAUUACCCCUCCCGUUCCAACUGCAAUUACCUCAUUGAUGCUGGAGAUCAGACUGUCAUUGUUCUCAAAUUCCAGACCUUCCAAAUAGAGGCUCACUCCACAUGUACCUACGAUGGAGUGAAGAUCUACAAUGAUGUCUCCAUGGCAACAAACCCUAUGGCCACGCUUUGCGGCAACACCAUCCCCGGAACCUUCUCCACAUUUGGUCCCAUGCUUAUCAACUUCUACUCCGAUUCCAUCGUUCAGGACAACGGUUUCUUAGCAGAGUACACAGCCAUCCCUUGUGGGGGGAUCUUCAAUGGCACGGCGGGAACGGUCAGCAGCCCCGCCCUCAGCCACACUGACUACCAUCACAACAUCAACUGCACCUACCAGAUCAUGGUCAACAACAACCGUGUCAUCGACCUCAAGUUCAACACAUUCCAGCUGGAGGCCUCCUCCAACUGUCGCUAUGACUACGUGGCGGUGUAUGACGGAGCGAACACCUUGGCCCCGCUGCUGGGGAAGUUCUGCGGCCGCACACUCCCCCCCAAACUCCGCUCCUCCUCCAAUCAGAUGUUCAUCGUCUUCAGGACAGACGCGUCUGUGUCAGGGCUUGGCUGGAGGGCCACCUACUCUGAGACAUUAGGUCCUCAGCAGGGAUGCGGAGGGUACCUGUCAGCCUCCCAGGGCAUGUUUGGUUCUCCAGACAUCGACCUGGAUGGGAAGUACGAGCAUCGUCUGGACUGCUUGUGGACCAUUACAGCAACGGCCAACAAAGUGUUCAAUCUGACAUUCCUUACUUUCGAGCUAGAGCCAGGCACCACCUGCAGAUAUGACUACGUCAAGGUGUAUGAUGGUGACAACAUCAACGCCCCUCUGGUGGGCACUUUCUGUGGGAACAUCAUUCCAUACUCCUUCCUCUCAUCCAGCAACUUCCUGACCGUUCGCUUCGUGACAGACAGCUCAGUGAAUAGACGCGGCUUCAAUGCCACCUAUAGUACUGUGGACCGUCUGUGUGGUGGUACCUUCAAUGCCACCAGCUCACCGCAGACCAUCACCUCCCCGAUGUACCCCAACGCCUACCCACCCUUCACCAACUGCCGCUGGGUGCUGGACGCGCCUGCUCAGGAGACCAUCAAAGUGGCCGUGCAGCAGUUCCGCCUGCAGCCCAGCCAGAGCUGCAGCCUCACCUAUCUGGAGUUCAAGGACUGGCCCCAGGGAGAUUAUGGACAGGCACAUAAGUUCUGUGGCACAGACAAUCACGUCCCAGACUUCUACACCUACGGACGCACUAUGUUCAUCACCUUCAAGUCAGAUGCCUUCAUGACUGGCAAUGGGUUCAGUUUGACCUACCAGGUGGCAGGAUGUAGUAGGACAUAUAACCAGUCUUAUGGUUAUCUGAAGAGUCCUGGCUGGCCAGCUGUUUACCCACACAACACUGACUGCAGCAUCCUCCUUGUGGCUCCACAGAACAGCUCCAUCUCCCUGUUCUUCAGCAGCUUCGACCUGGAGUCUCACUCCACCUGCAGCUAUGACUUUGUAGAGGUGCGUAACGGCAGUACCGCUACUGCCCCACUGCUAGGGAAGUACUGUGGCUCAACGCUGCCCAACCCAGUCUUCCCCGGGACAAACCAGCUCUUCCUGCGCUUCAGGAGUGAUGUCUCUCAGGCCCGCAAUGGCUUUGAGAUCACCUGGACAUCCUCCCCUCAAGGUUGCGGUGGUGUGCUGUAUGGAGAUCACGGCUCCUUCACCAGUCCAAACUUCCCUGGCACCUAUGCCAACGGCACCCACUGUGAAUGGGGCAUCAAGGCACCCAAUGGCCGUAUAGUGACCGUCACCUUCGCCCAAAUCAGCAUCGACGACCCUGGCAGCUGCGAGAGUAACUACCUAAAGCUUUACGAUGGGGAGAACACCGACAGCCCUCCAGUGGGACCCUACUGUGGAGCGGAGACGAACAUCGCGCCAUUCACCGCCUCCUCACAUCACGUCUACAUCCAGUUCCACGCUGAGUACGCCACACUGCCGUCUGGAUUCAGGCUCACGUGGAGCAGCUGAGGACACUGUACACACACUCUCACACACUCACACACACAAACACACACACACACUCAGUAAAACACUGUCCAUCUACAAGCCAUUGGCAACAAUUUAGUAUUUAACCUGAUUUGGCAGUCAUAUUUUGCUGAGAUGGAGAUGCUGCUGACAGGGAUGUGUAUCCAUGAACUGAUACACAGAAAUAGACAUGAACAUACAGUAAUCUCCUAUACAUAUACAUGGAACCAAGUUAUUCCAGCCAUACAGGACACACUGAUCAAUCUCCACCCACCUAUACAAUUAUAAUAAUCAUCCCCAAAAUUAUCUGUAAAAUCGUGUGUAAAUAAAGAUGAUUGUAGAUAUACAAGUGAUAUGUUUUUGAUGUAUUUUUCGAAAUAAACGUGGAAAUGGUU
Molecule: messenger RNA, 11440 nt
Organism: Clupea harengus (Atlantic herring)
Lineage: Eukaryota; Metazoa; Chordata; Actinopteri; Clupeiformes; Clupeidae
Gene: cubn
Product: cubilin (intrinsic factor-cobalamin receptor)
Molecular function (GO): calcium ion binding
Source: RefSeq, a predicted model, not a curated record